Messenger RNA from Marmota flaviventris (yellow-bellied marmot), 831 nucleotides. RefSeq names its product stathmin domain containing 1 (gene Stmnd1). The record is from RefSeq and is a predicted model, not a curated record. Gene Ontology annotation, biological process: regulation of microtubule polymerization or depolymerization. Lineage: Eukaryota; Metazoa; Chordata; Mammalia; Rodentia; Sciuridae.
AUGGGCUGCAGCGCGUCCCAGCCCGCCGAGGACCAGAGACGCGUGCCCGCGCCCAGGAAGGGAUGGGAAGAGGGAGUCCAGGCUGAUGCCCAAAUAACUCACUCUGAGGAGAACUGCAGGCCCCAGAUCGAUGCCACACCACCCAAGGACACUGUGGACAAGGUAGAAGGCCUGGAACAACAAGCUCAGAUAAGAAGCUUACCCGGAACUAUUCCAGAAAGUUCUCCAUCUCCUAGUGACAGAAAUAGAAAAGUAAAUUCAGACCCGGUGACCAAUGGAUUUAUCAAUAAGCCCCAACCCCUGGAGAAUCGAGAGCGACAAAAGUCAUCAGACAUCCUGGAGGAACUGAUUGUUCAAGGAAUAAUACAAAGCAGCAGCAGAAUAUUUAGAAACGGAGAAUCAUAUGAUGUUAUGAUGAACACAACCGAAAAGCCACUGAGAAAGCCACCAGCCAGACUGAAAAAACUUAAGAUCAAAAAGGAAGUAAGAGAUUUCACAAUGAAGGACAUAGAAGAGAAGAUGCAGGCAGCAGAGGAGCGUCGGAAGAUUAAAGAAGAAGAAAUAAGAAGGCGGCUACGAAGUGACCGCCUUUUGCCCACAGCCAAUCAUUCAAAUUUGGCUGAAAUGGGUGGAGCUGAGGUUCCACUUGAGAAAGGACUUCAAACCAUUAGUGCUGCUACAUUUGAGCCACCUGUCCUGCAGGGAGGAGAGCCACAGAAGAGUAAGAGUAACAAUGACUUAGUCCCGAUGGAUGGAAACUACUACUAUGAAAGUUUGGGGGUUGUAGAGUCAGACAUGUCCUACAACCAAAAGGAUGAUAUAUUUGAAUAA